Messenger RNA from Rotaria sp. Silwood1, 767 nucleotides. The record is from the annotation of a GenBank genome assembly. NCBI's taxonomy places the organism in Eukaryota, Metazoa, Rotifera, Eurotatoria, Philodinida, Philodinidae.
AAAAGUGAACGAAACUUUUGUCUCAAGACUUUUGCAACAGAGGUUAUUUUAUUUAAUACAUUUAGAUUAAAAUUUUUCUAGGCAAAGCAUUUAGUUCUGUUGCUUUAAUUCAAAAUCUUGAUGUUUUAUUGGGUACAGUUGCUUGUAUUCAAAUUUAUCGUGCAUCGAUUAAUAUUUUUGCUGGUCUUGUUUUUAUUUUUGGUGUCGGUACAAGAUUAAUUGCAUUAAUACUCAUUCUUGUACAAAUAUUUCGUAUCAGGCAUUCACCACAAUUAUCAAAAUCUGAUAUUGAAAAUAGUACUUUGAAUGCAGCACAACGUGCUAUGUUAUCUGAAUAUAAAAUGGAUAAUUUACCAGCUGCUUUACGUAUGUCACAAAUUAUACCAAAAUUUCAACCACCAAAAAAAUUUAAUUUAACACAAAUAGCAAAAGAUUUACAUGAUUUUGGUAUUCAUAGUCUAAAAGAUGAUAAACAUAUUGAAGGUUUACCAUUAGAACGUGAUGGAAUGAUAGAUCCAGAUUUUCAUAAAGAAAUAUUUUUGGGUAAUCAUGAAUUAUUUGAAACAGAUAUUCAAAAUGAUGAAAAAAAACGAAAUAAAAAAUUAGAAGAGAUAUUUAAUGAAGCAGAUGUUGAUCAUGAUCAACAUGUAUCAAAAGAUGAAUUACUUAAUUAUGUAUUAAGAAAUGUAAAUAAACAUAUACAAGAAGCUAAAGAUCGAAAUUCACAAUUGUUUUUAUUAAUUGAUUCAAAUCAAGAUGAAAAAUGA